This is a messenger RNA of Apodemus sylvaticus (European woodmouse), 348 nucleotides long. It is a transcript of the gene C5H20orf202, whose product is annotated as chromosome 5 C20orf202 homolog. Lineage: Eukaryota; Metazoa; Chordata; Mammalia; Rodentia; Muridae. The record is from RefSeq and is a predicted model, not a curated record. The coding region runs from base 52 to 348 and encodes 98 amino acids. The transcript has 2 exons.
UAGACAAAGGUCCCCCGGGCCUGUAACCAAGUCAUUGCUAAGGACACGGAGAUGGCAAUGCCAGGAGAGUCAGCUGCAGAUCUUGGGCAGACCCUGGAGUGGCUGAGGGAGGAGCUGGCCGAGAUGCAGAUCCAAGACCAGGAACUACUGCUCACGCUGAGGCAUCUGCACAGCCUCCUGGAGGAGCUGCGAGCUGAGAGCACCCACUGGGAGGACACAAGGCCCAGCCCAAGCACAUCGCCUUUCCGAGCGAGGCUGGGAUCAGAGGGCAGAGCCCGCCAGCCUGUGCCGAGGCAACUGACCCAGCUGCCUCGAGAGGAAAAGAACAGGCGAAGCUCCCUUCCUUAA